This is a messenger RNA of Vigna angularis (adzuki bean), 828 nucleotides long. Its product is annotated as protein NRT1/ PTR FAMILY 4.3. Gene Ontology annotation, molecular function: transmembrane transporter activity. Bases 1 to 828 code for a protein of 275 amino acids. Gene Ontology annotation, biological process: transmembrane transport. Gene Ontology annotation, cellular component: membrane. NCBI's taxonomy places the organism in Eukaryota, Viridiplantae, Streptophyta, Magnoliopsida, Fabales, Fabaceae. The transcript is spliced from 3 exons. The record is from RefSeq and is a predicted model, not a curated record.
AUGGGCCUCUUUGCAAAUUCAGACCCUAACAUGUUUGUUGUUCCUGUUCCUGUUGCUCAAGUUCAUGAUUGGGUUCAACAAAAUAUUGUUGCUGCUUUGGAAUAUAUUUCUGAAUGGACUUCUUCUAAGAAAAAUGGGUCAGCUUCUCCUUCUGAUCACGAUGUUGCUAUGACUGAUGCAUCCAGUGCCUCGGUUAAUAAGGCCUCAACCAGUACCAGAGGGUUGCAAGCAUUUGAGAUAAUGGCAAUAACAGCAGUGGGAAACAACCUCAUAACUUAUGUCACCAAUGACAUGCACUUCCCUCUGUCUAAGGCCGCCAACGUCGUCACCAACUUUGUUGGGACUAUCUUUCUCCUCGCUCUCCUCGAAGGCUAUCUCUCCGACUCCCACCUCGGCAGCUUCUGGACAAUGCUCAUCUUUGGUUUUCUAGAACUUUCUUUGAAGCCAGCGUCGUUCAAUCUGUUAACUGACGGAGAACACUGCGUGGAAGCAAAGGGCUUCAAGGCGGCGAUAUUCUUUGUGGCGCUGUACUUGGUGGCUUUAGGGAGUGGCUGUGUGAAGCCCAACAUGGUUGCCCACGGAGGAGACCAGUUCGAUCAAGACAACCCCAAGCAGUUAAAGAAACUCUCCACUUACUUCAAUGCAGCGUAUUUUGUAUUCUCUCUGGGAGAACUGGUCAGCCUAACCAUUCUUGUUUGGGUUCAAACUCAUUCGGGAAUGGACGUGGGCUUUGGUGUAUCCGUUGUUGUAAUGGAAAUAGGACUCAUAAGCCUCAUAUGUGGCACUCUCUAUUACAGGCAGUAUUUUACCCUCCCUAAUGUGUUCUGA